Molecule: messenger RNA, 974 nt
Organism: Trichomonas vaginalis G3
Lineage: Eukaryota; Parabasalia; Trichomonadida; Trichomonadidae
Product: protein of unknown function, DUF4106 family
Exons: 1
Source: RefSeq, a predicted model, not a curated record
AUGCUUAAGGAAGACUAUGGUUACCCAGAUACUCUUGACUUUAGUGACAGAUAUAAAGAAGCUAUUAGAAAGUUCAAGGAAGGAAAUACUGACCCGAACCUAUUUAGCUUUAUGGUUCAGCACCAAAUGCGAUAUAAUUUCAAACCUGGAAAAUACAAGCUCGCUAAGGGAUAUGAUUUAAUAGCAUAUCAUCCAAAUGACAUGGAUGAAUUUACUCCGAGAUAUUUGGUGUCAGAGAUAAAUGAUAAUUCAACUAUCUUCAUGAAACGCGUAAAAAAUAGAGACGGAACGAAAGAAGAAAGGGUUAUGAAUGCGGAUGACUUAAAUAGGGAACUUGUUAAAAACGGUCUCGGAAUAUAUGAAAUGCCAGCAGAUGAGGUACAAGAAACUCCACAGGAAGAAGUUCAGAUACAACCAGACAUGGAAGAAAUAGUUCAGCAACAACAGCUAGAAGAGCCUGAAGGAAACGAACAAGUCCCUCCUUUGGAAACUAACUUCACAGAACUAGAUGAAGAUUUGGAACAGCCGAAAAAUCUUGACCCUCAACAAGAGUAUGCGGAGAAUAUGGAAUCUUUCCAAGAGUCUAAGAAAAAUUCGGCUGACAUAGUAGAAGAAUAUCGAAAAAUGUUCGCCGACAUACAAAAGACUCCAACAUCAGAUGAAAAUAUUCAGCAUAGAAUGGAAGAACUGAAAGAAAGUGUACGCAAAUACAACAAUCCUUUUUACUUACGACCAUAUAACGUUCAAUCUUUGGCUGAACUCGGUGAAAAUAAAAGGUUAAAUUUCAACAAAACAUAUAGAAAUGAAACAUUGUUUAAAGUUCAUUCAGAACCUAACCAAUAUGGAAACAAACCUACUUUUGUUUCUGCAGACUAUGGAACUACAAUGAGAUGGGGUCAUAAAGCUAAUCCGGAUAGGUGGUUCAUAAACUUACAACCACAAUUCCAAGAAGUUGUAGACGCAAUGGAAGUGAA